Aspergillus wentii DTO 134E9 is the source of this 5329-nucleotide messenger RNA. RefSeq names its product ubiquitin-binding serine/threonine protein kinase VPS15. Gene Ontology annotation, molecular function: ATP binding; protein binding; protein serine/threonine kinase activity. The coding region runs from base 336 to 5135 and encodes 1599 amino acids. Gene Ontology annotation, cellular component: late endosome; phosphatidylinositol 3-kinase complex, class III, type II; nucleus-vacuole junction. NCBI's taxonomy places the organism in Eukaryota, Fungi, Ascomycota, Eurotiomycetes, Eurotiales, Aspergillaceae. The transcript is spliced from 3 exons. The record is from RefSeq and is a predicted model, not a curated record. Gene Ontology annotation, biological process: autophagy of peroxisome; protein targeting to vacuole; late endosome to vacuole transport.
UUUCUUUAAAGGAACAUUCGAAUAUGUACAGGAAACGAAAUGAUGUCUGAAAAUUCAUCGAGGAAGUGAGCUGCUAUCAACGAAUAGCCCCAUCCCUCACCGCCUCAUGGUCAUGUGACUUGCGCCUGGCCAACGCGUUAUCGUCAACUGACCUCAUGCUUUGAAUCCGAGAUGAUGUUGGAUCUGCGACGGCGAUCGAUUUUCUGCAGUCUCAUUUGCCAAAUUACACCUGUAGAACUGUUUUGCGCUCAUCUCUGACGUGCUCAGUCCUUGGAUGGAUAAUGAUUAUUGUUCCCGUUUUCUCAACACCCAUGAGAUGAGGUCACCUCGAUACGAUGGGGCAAGGCUAUUCUCUCACAACCCUCUCGGCAGGGUCUGCCGGAAUCGAUGUUCCCGAGCUAUCAGAUUUGCUGUAUGAGAAGUCCAUGGGUGGUGGACGGUUCAUGAAAAGUAUCCGAGCAAGGAAGCAAAAUGGCCUGGUUUUUGUAAAGGUAAUCAUGAAGCCUUACCCCAGCAUGAAACUGGAGCGUUAUAUCAAAGCCAUAAUUCGGGAGCGCAAGUUGCUAUCCGAUGUACCAAAUGCAUUGAGCUAUCAUCGAAUCCUGGAAACCAGUACUGGUGGUUAUCUUGUUCGUCAAUAUAUCCACAGUUCUCUGUAUGAUCGCAUGAGUACUCGCCCAUUUCCGGAGCACAUUGAGAAAAAAUGGAUUGCUUUUCAACUUCUAUGUGCCCUUCGGGACUGCCAUUCCCUCGAUGUUUUCCAUGGCGAUAUCAAGACAGAAAACGUUUUAGUUACUUCAUGGAACUGGCUAUACCUUUCCGACUUUUCGUCAUCUUUCAAACCGACGUUUCUCCCUGAAGAUAACCCCGCAGACUUUUCAUUCUAUUUUGACACCUCGGGGCGACGGACCUGUUAUCUAGCUCCAGAGAGAUUCCUUGUCGCGAGUGAGGAACCUGGCAGCAGAAAUGUCAAUUGGGCCAUGGACAUCUUCAGUGCAGGCUGCGUCAUUGCAGAAUUAUUCCUAGAAUCACCUAUAUUUACUCUGAGCCAGAUGUACAAAUACCGCAAAGGCGAGUACAGCCCAGAACAUAGUCAGCUGGCCAAGGUCGAGGAUCCAGAAAUCAGGGAAUUGAUCCUUCACAUGAUCCAACUUGAUCCAGAGUCUCGAUACUCUGCGGACGAAUACUUGAACUUUUGGAAAAACAAAGCGUUUCCGGAAUACUUUUACAGCUUUCUUCAUCAGUAUAUGUCUCUCAUGACCGAUCCAUCCUCGGGGAGAGCGCAAGUUGAAGCUGAAUCGGCAAACCGGGGAGAAUCGGACGACAGGAUAGAGCGGAUAUACUAUGAUUUUGACAAGAUAUCUUACUUUCUGGGGACAACAUCGAAACCUACAGAAGAUGGCUCGAGUUACACGGCCCCCAAACUAACGGGCAACCUUUUCCCUAUUCAUUUGGAUCUACCUGGAUAUGGAGGUCACGCUUCAAAAUCACAGCCUCAGACAGAUGACGGCGUAUUGAUUUUCUUGACACUGGUUGUUUCUAGUUUACGAAAUACGGCCAAAUCAUCCGCCCGGAUCAAAGCUUGCGAUAUUCUUCUUGCAUUUGCCGAGAGGCUAUCGGACGAAGCCAAGCUUGAUCGUAUUCUUCCGUACGUCAUGAUUCUACUGAAUGAUCGAACUGAUUCAGUGAGAAUUGCUGCCAUCCGGACCCUUGCCCGACUACUGGAAAUGGUCCACGUAGUUUCCCCAGUCAACGCCUAUCUUUUCUCGGAAUAUAUCUUUCCACGACUUCAGCCGUUCGUUGUUAGCUCAAACUCAAACCCAAGCCCAAUGGUUCGCGCUGCAUAUGCAUCAUGUAUUGCAUCGCUGGCGCAAUCUUCGCUCAGAUUUCUUGACAUGAUUCAGGCGUUACGUUCUGACACGCGCCUUCCAGCACUGAUACCAGCUGGGUCUCAACCAGGGUGGACGGAGGAUGCCACUUAUCACAACCUGUAUGAUGUUGCGAGAGUGGAUCUUCUCGACUAUUUCGAAGCUCAUACUAAGGCUCUUUUAACGGAUACUGAUGCGUCUGUCCGCCGGGCAUUUUUGGGUUCCGUGUCUAGCCUUUGCGUGUUCUUCGGCAACCACAAGACGAAUGAGGUCAUCCUCAGUCAUCUGAAUACAUACCUGAACGAUCGAGAUUGGAUCUUAAAAUGUGCUUUCUUCGAGGUAGUUAUUGGUGUUGCAAUUUACGUUGGCAGCACAAGUCUGGAGCAGUAUAUUUUACCAUUAAUGGUCCAGUCGAUGACGGAACCAGAGGAGUUUGUUGUAGAAAGAGUCAUCCGCUCUCUUGCAGUAAUGGCUGACCUUGGGUUAUUCCAACGAUCUACUACAUGGGACCUCCUGCAUAUUACAACGCGUUUCUUGAUACACCCUAGCUUUUGGAUUCGUGAGGCAUCGGCAUAUUUCAUCGUCAAUUCAACCAAGCAUAUGUCCGUGGCCGACAAAUACUCCAUACUCUCACCUCUUGUCCGGCCUUUUCUCAAGGUCAAUGUCCUGAGUUUUUCAGAGUCCGAAAUUCUCGACGCACUCAAGCGGCCACUUUCGCGGAGUGUGUAUGACAUGGCCUUUGUAUGGGCUUCAAAGGUUGAAAGAGGUGUUUUUUGGAAAUCAGCUAGUCGGGACGGGAUGUUCAGUUUGGGUGGCACCGAUGGUAUCCUAAGAGGAAGCCAAAGAAGCUCUACCUUAUCACUGGGCUCUGUGUCUAAAAAUGAAGAAGAUGAGCAGUGGCUAUCAAGACUGAGACACUUGGGGAUGGGCUCCGAAGAUGAGUUCAAACUGCUUGCUCUCAGGGAAUACAUUUGGCGGGUAUUAGUCCGUCAGACGAAAGACUCCGACAGUACACCAUACGCUUUGAAUAAUAUCAUCACAUUGACACAGUAUGGAGUUACCCCCCAGACAGUGUUCUUCGAUAAACAACAGAACGUCAGACCGCGGAGAGCGUCCUUGGGCAAAGCUGACUCCAAUCGCACGGCGGAACGCACACCACAUACUAUUGCAGAUGCGCUCCUCGAUGCUUCAACUACAAUCGAAAGUGCGCCCAGUACUCGCCGAAAGCAUUUACGGUCCAGGAGCCAACUGCAAAAAGAGAUAGCGGCUGGGGGAGCGCCACGACAAAAUACGCUAGACAACAUUCGAGCAGAGCUUUCCCCCGCAGAUUCGCCAAUAGCGUCAUCCCCGAGUGGUGCGCCAGGGUCCCGCCCUCUCUCACCUCGCGGUUCCGAUGGCAGACAGAGUCCUGGCCAGGAUAGCUCAUCGACACCAACCGAUGCGGAAAAUCCUGCUAUGAAGAAUUUGACUGUUGGCGUGCAGAGGAAAUCCAGCGCGAUAAGUCUAUUGAACCGCAAGGAGAUGCCAAAGGCGUAUGCAGAGACAAGCAUGAGCUCGGCGAAUGCUUUUGGCAAGGUUGACGUGCCAUCCCAACGGGAACCGCCAUCGCCAUCCCCUAUCACACUUGCCCAUGAGAGAAAUGCACACGAGGAGCCACAGAAAUACCGUGCCAAUCAUUCUUAUGGAGGAGAUGACCCAGUGGUCCUGAAAUUGCUCGAUUCGGUUUUUGCAGAGAAUUAUCCCACUGAUCUCUUUGAUCUUGGCCCAUAUGUAAAGGAGGCGGACGCCAGAAAACCGAUCAAGAGGUCCAAUGGCCUCGAUGGUAACAAGGUCUGGAAGCCGGAUGGAAGUCUUGUUGCUGUUUUUGGGGAGCACAGUGGGCCUGUGAAUCGGGUUGUAGUGGCACCUGACCAUGCGUUCUUCGUGACGGCUUCGGAUGAUGGAACAGUGAAAAUAUGGGACACGACUCGUUUGGAGAAGAACCUGGCUCCUAGAUCCCGUCAAACUCAUCGUCAUGCCACGGGGGUUAAAAUCAAAGCUUUGACAUUUGUUGAGAACACACACACCUUUAUCAGCGGUGGUACAGAUGGCAGCAUCCACGCUGUUAGGGUUGAUUAUCACAAUGUCAACGAAACUGUUCGCUACGGAAAGCUUCAACUCGUCCGAGACUUUCAACUACCGACAGGUGAUGAUGGCACGGCGGAGUACGCUGUGUGGAUGGAGCACUUCCGCUCUGAUGCGCAGUCGACGCUUCUUAUCGCGACCAACACAUGUCGCAUUCUCGCUAUGGACAUGAAGACCAUGCUUCCUAUCUACUCGUUGCAGAAUCCAGUCCAUCACGGGACACCCACUACAUUCUGCUGUGAUCGGAAGCAUAAUUGGCUGCUAGUUGGCACCACUCAUGGGAUUCUUGAUCUCUGGGAUCUUCGCUUCCGGGUUCGGCUGAAGGCCUGGGGACUGUCAGGGUCAGGAGCGAUCCAUCGACUCCAGGUCCAUCCGACGAAAGGGCGCGGGCGCUGGGUGUGCGUAUCGGGCAGUGGCACCCAUGGCAAUGAGAUUACAGUCUGGGACAUAGAAAAGAUCCGCUGUCGGGAAGUGUAUCAAGCGGACUCGCCCGGGGCCAGCAAUGGCGCACCGAACGGGGGACCGCAGAGCCCUCGCGGUGCCAACAACAUUGGAUAUAUGAGCUACAAGGACUACGAAGCGUGGCAUGUAGACGGCGACCGACCGGAAGGGAUGCUGAGCCGAUUUGCAACAAGUGGCCCAGGGUCUGCGGGUAUGGAGCCGUCAGGUCCGUCGAGCGCACCAGCAGGAAUAUGUGCAUUUUCCGUCGGAUUCGACUCGCCGGACGAUGGCAAAGACAACAGCACACGAUGCGGGUAUAUCGUAUCGGCGGGAUGCGAUCGCAAGAUUCGAUUCUGGGACCUGGCGCGACCGGAGCUCUCCACGAUCGUCAGCGGGCAGGAGGUGGUGUCAGACGGAGGAACGGUGGGCAAGCCACGAUACGAGCUGUCACAACCGGGAGCCAAUCUGAUAGUGACGACGGAGCACAUACCCAGUUCAUCCGCGAGUAGUGGAGGGGGCGGAAAGGGCAGCACGAAGAAGGGGGCCAGUGGAAGACCACCACGCAGCACAGUGAUCAGCCUACAGCAGCAGCAACUGCUGAAGACGCAUUUAGACUUUAUCCAGGAUGUCGCGGUAUUGCGCGCCCCGUAUGGGAUGGUGGUGAGUGUCGACCGGGCGGGAAUGGUGUAUGUAUUUCAAUAAAUAGCGACCAAGCACCUUCAAACAUUUAUGAAACCGUCAAUGAAUCAAAUGAAAAAAAGUCGACGAAUUUACGGAACAGAAAAAUCAGACAGAUGAAUCGGCCGUUCAAGUGGGCUGGCCCUGAUAUCACGAACCUAAUCGCGAGCUACUUUGCAAUUCCGUGCAGGAGGGAACAAAUGAUCAAAUGGCAAGAG